Messenger RNA from Soboliphyme baturini, 1497 nucleotides. The record is from the annotation of a GenBank genome assembly. Lineage: Eukaryota; Metazoa; Nematoda; Enoplea; Dioctophymatida; Soboliphymatidae.
AGGAUUAAUAGGGACAAGAGCAUAAUGGAGCCCCUGGAUUUCACGCUAAAAAUUACCGCCAUAAUGAAAAGCUGUCCGCCCCAGAAUUCGCCUGGUCGUUUGAAAUCCAGACUAGGAAAAAUUCUACCAAUUGUCUAUCCCGGAUACGGCAAAUCGGAGUACCGGGAGGGAUUGGACUGCCACUGGAUCGUAGAGAGCGAACAUCCGAACCACGUCGUUCGCUUGGUGAUCAACAGCAGCGCCAUCGAGGAUAAGCUGUUCAGCGAAUGUGACGAUUUCGUGGAGAUUCACGACGGUCACUCGUUAACUUCGCCGCUGAUCAUCAAGUGGUGCGGAUACGAGAACCCUCGAUCGGUCUCCAGUUCAAACGGCAGCCUCUAUAUCCACUUCAAAACCGACGAGACCGUUCAGACCCGGGGAUUCAACUUGUCAUACACCGAAGACGUUGCCAUCGGGUGUCCUGACGGAUGGGUGGCGAACGACGAGCUGAACACGUGCUAUCACUUUGUACACGACAGUGGCGGUGUCAGUUGGUUCGAUGCCCAGAUGCAUUGCAUCUACGACAUGAGCAAUCUGCUGGUCAUAAGCAGUCAAGUGGAGUUUCAGGCCAUAAUCGGUGAGUAUGGUGUUUCAUACCUGUUCAUAAGCGACGCGUUGCAACUGGAUGAGUCCAAACCUUGGAUCGGAUUUACUGAUACAUCGAUGGAGGGAACGUUUGAGCCAGUCGACUACUCGCCAGUCAUCUGGAAGGAACCAUUGGUCGAUUUGGAAAACGGAGAAACCAUCGAUUGCCUGUAUUUGGACAUGAACGUCACUCACGGCAUUUACCGGGUCGAUCAUUGUUUCCACAAACAUUCAUUUAUAUGUAAGAAAAGACAAGAUCAUUCAACGAGGCCAGUACCUGUUUCGUUUGCGGUUAUCAAGGAAGGUCUUAAGAGUGCCAGUAAACUUUGGCCCUCGGUGAUCAUGUGGCCAUUGAUUGUAGCUGCGUUAUUCUUGGUCAUGAUUAUUACUACGAUUUUCAUCCGCAGUCAGCUGAAACACAGGAGCACCGUUGGCAUCGAAGAGCCGGUUGGUACAUUCCAAACCGCAGCCUAUCCCACCGAGCAGCGGAGGUCGAAUCAUACUCACGAAAACGACGCUACCGACUGCGUUCCGCUGAAAGCCGCGGUCCCAAAAAGCACAGUCGUGGAGAUGGUUCCCAUUUCGAACCAGCUUCCUUCUACUGUUACCGACGAGGCGACUUCUGCGCUCGAAAACGCCGCAGCAAAGCCUUCACAACAAGCUGACGGUGUACUGGCUCCCUCCAGAAUCCAUAGUUCCUCUUCGGGAAAUUCGUUCCAAACACAACCCACCAGAAACGAACCGGAAGACACGUUGAAGUUGAAAAACUACGCCACCGUGAAGCCCCCAGCGGAGAAGUUUGUCAUACCGAAAAUUCGGCUAUUGCAACCGCAUCUCUCUGCAGUUUCAGAAGGUCGGUUCUCAUGCACUUAA